CUAACUUUGGGUGAACAUUGGAAGUUUGUUUCUGAAACUUGAAAAUUCAGGCGCUGCUGGAUCCAGUUCAAGCCCGUCCGGCACGUCCAAGUCCAUAUCCCCUGGCCCAGGUAAAUCUUCACCAGGGAUAGCCAUUGGCUCGCCUAACCAUCCUUGCAUCACCCUUCCCUGUUCCGAGUCUCUGAAUUCACACUGGCCGCAUUUAUAAAGACCUGAAUGCUUCUCUUACCGUCUCCUUGGCACACCUUCCACAGCUGACGACAUGGGACUUGUCGUGGAGUACGGAAACUACAUUGCCAUUGCGGCUGUUCUCACCAUUCUCAUCCGCGCUGUUUCAGGACCCAGGAGAGCCAUCCGACGGAAUGGGGAACCACUGAGAAAACCCCCCGACACCCUCCCCUUGGUCGGCAACGGCAUCAAGUUCCUACAGUCCCGAUGGGACCUCCUCAGCUGGUUCGAUAAAUGCCAGCGCCAGUUCGGCUAUGAGACGGUGGCCCUGAGUGUGCCAACGCUGCCGCCAGGAGUGCUCAUCCACAGUCCGCAAAACCUCGACUUCGUCUUCAAGAAUGAGGGUCUGUUCACUAAAGGCGAGUUUGUGAAGAAGCGGUCGUGGGAUUUAUUUGGAAAUGGUAUCAUCAAUGCGGAUGGAGACUUCUGGAAGCUGCAGCGGAAGGCUGGCUCGGCUUUCCUCAACACAGCCAACCUUCGAGUCCUGACUGAGGUGGCCCUCCCCCAGUAUCUAUCUGAGAGCGUUGAGGAGUUGAAAACCAGCCUUGGCGGAGGGGCGGUUGACUUGCAGCAUGUCCUUCACGAAAUCACCACCAAACUCAUGGGCAAGAUGGCCUACAAUAUGGAAAUGCACGCCAACGACGAUUUCUCCAAGUCCUUCGACUUCGCCUCCGGUGCCACCGCUGAACGCUUCCAGAACCCACUAUGGCCCAUCACCGAGCUGUUCGUCGGCUGCGAAUUCCGCAGAUCCGUCUCCAUCGUCAAGGAGUUUGGCAGACGCAUUGUGGCUAGAGCCGUCCAGGACCGCGGGGAACAACGAUCAAAGGACGGGACCGACGGCCCUCUCGCCAAAGACAGCAAACUGGACCAGAUCUCGGGCAGCCUCAUCCAAUCCCUCCUUAAAGCACUGGGCAACGAACAACACGUGGCCGACGCCGCCCUCACCUACCUUUCCGCCGGCCGAGACACAACCGGCCAAGCGCUAACCUGGACCUUUUACCUUCUCCUCCAACACCCAGAAGCUGUAUCCAAAAUCCGCGCCGAAGUCGCCAGCCUCCUGCUUUCCCAAGAACAACGACAAGACCCCUCCCAUCCACCGCCACCACCAUCAUCCCCGCCCUCCCCAUCAGCAGCCAACCCCACCGACGCCGACCUCGACUUAACACUCUUCACCCCGGCCUCCCUCCCCUACACAACCGCUGUCUUCUACGAGUCCCUCCGCCUGUACCCGCCCAUCCCCUUCGAGAUCCGCCAGUGCCAGGCGCCGACCACCCUUCCUGACGGCACCUUCUUGCCCAAGGGCGCAGUCCUGGUAUGGUGUCUGUGGGCGAUGCAGCGAUCAAAACUCACCUGGGGCGAGGACGCCGACGACUUCAGGCCCGAACGGUUUGUUGUUCCGGAUGAUACGGACAGCAGUACCAGUCUUGGUAACGGGGAGGUGAAGAAGGAUGGUGAGGAAGGGCAGGGGAAGGGGAAAGUGAAGUUUGCGCUGGGCAAGAGCUCGGCCGAGUUCCCUGUUUUCUACGGCGGAGCACGGGCGUGCUUGGGUCGUAAGAUGGCGGAGGCGAUUGCCGCGCAAGUGAUUCCGGCUGUGGUAUGGGGGUUUGAAUUGGAGAAGGCGUGGGAAGGGCCGAUGGAGGGCAGGAGGAGUCAGACGAGUCUGACGUUGCCUAUGGAAGGGGGGUUGCCGGUUAGGGUGAGGAAGAGGGAGGUAGUGAGCUGAGUAGAGAAGCGUGGUGGUUCAGUUAUGGUGACAUUCAGACUUGCGUUAAAUGCGGUGGGAUGCGUUUAGAGGGGCGAUAGACUUGACAGCAGAACUAAUUUUUAUGCGUG
Molecule: messenger RNA, 2061 nt
Organism: Parathielavia appendiculata
Lineage: Eukaryota; Fungi; Ascomycota; Sordariomycetes; Sordariales; Chaetomiaceae
Product: cytochrome P450
Exons: 4
Coding region: 263-1951 (562 amino acids)
Molecular function (GO): iron ion binding; oxidoreductase activity, acting on paired donors, with incorporation or reduction of molecular oxygen; heme binding
Source: RefSeq, a predicted model, not a curated record